Molecule: messenger RNA, 1980 nt
Organism: Cotesia congregata
Lineage: Eukaryota; Metazoa; Arthropoda; Insecta; Hymenoptera; Braconidae
Source: the annotation of a GenBank genome assembly
AUGCUUCAAGCAGUACGUUUGCUGACUGAAUUAGCACGACCAGUUGAUUACCGUCGUGAUAAUAGUGAUAUGGAUUCACGGCAACAAUCUCACCAAAAUCAGCACCAGCAGAAUCAUCACCAGCAGCAGCAGCUGACAGCGCCUGAAAAUUCUAUUUUAUUCCGUGAAAUUUACAAGAAUGGUUGGCUGAGAAAAACAAUUAAAACUGAUAACAAAGAAACUAAUCGUUAUUGGGUCGCAUUUUGUGUUCAUGAUGAUGUCGAACCAAGACUUGAAGGAUUUAUUGAUCAGAAACAGUCUACGACUCACUCGCCUGUCUGGGCAAGUUCGCUCAGGAAUAUCCAACACUUGUCGCCUACUUUGUGUGCUACUUCCAGGCACGACUAUGAGUUUUGCAUUAACUUUGCUGAUGAUCGCGUUCUCAGACUCGCUGCACCAACUUACUCGGCCAUGCUUGAGUGGGUUCAGAUUAUCACCAGGAAACUUACGGAUAUGAAGGUUUUGAAGCCCAAGGAAAAUGUUUACUCAAGAGGGCCCGAGAGAAUUGCUACCAGGGAUCCUACUAGUCCGCUACCGCCACCACCUUUGCCUUCUGGAUCAUGGAUAUCUCCAUCCCCAAAUGAUCCACCUUCAGUUCCAAGUAUCUCAAGCACCAGCACUCCGUCAUCCUCCUCAUCAGUGUUGUCUGUCGAGCAGAAUUCAACUAUCUUUACCUUUGAAGACAUAAGUCUUGAUGACCGUCGAUCAAGACCAAGUCAAUCACGCCUGCGAUCUCUGACCUCAAGUCCUCACAUAAUUCCAACACCCGCACCGGCACCAACACCCGCAUCAAGUAUCGAUGAUGACACCAGCUAUGAGAACAUAUUCAUGGCUUCUUCGUACCCAUUACCAACUAGCAUAACAGAAGAAUCCCGCUCGAGUGACGUACCAGUGCCAACAAUCCAAAGUACCAUCAAUCAAGAGCCAUCAACUGAUCAGUACGCAGCAUUGAUCGAGUGUCGCAGUUCAGGAACACCAGAACCCCAUGUUCCAAGUGUCUCAAAUGACCCCAGUGCCUCAACAUCAGCUAUGUCUUCAUUAUCUGUUUCAUCGUCAUCUAGCUCAUCGAAUGGACGAACUGGACAAAGAUCAAUCUCUGGAUCUUCUACAGCACCUGGUCCAAGUUUGCUUGCUUCUCCAGCACCCGGACCCAGUUCCCUAGCCUCCAAUUUACCUGGACCAAGUCUCCUACCGCCCGCAUCACCUGGACCCAAUCACUUAGUCUCAACAUCUGGACCAAGUCACAUUUCUUCUAAAUCCCCAGUUCCUAGUGCUCUACCGUCGAAUCCCACUAGACAAUUGACAUUACGUGAAAAACAAAUAGCGCAGCUAAAACGUGAGAUGACCCAUCGAGCUGGAGUUCGCUUACAACUUGGAAGACGUGAUUGUAAAGAUAGUAUUGCUUUUGUUGAUACAUUUGGAUCCAUUUGGGUCGCUGGGUGGAAGUGUCGUGAACACCCGCUGCUUUAUAAUGUCCUGCAUGUUGGUGAUAUGGUGAUAAGUGUUGCUGGAGUUAUACCAAACGGAGCUAGCGCUAUUCGGGAUAUUCUUAAGGGUAUUACUACACCGAGGGUUGAAGUGAUAGUCCGCCGUCUACCUUAUGCACGUGCAAUGAUACUAACUAAACGUACGGAUAAUGAAGACUUUGGAUUAGAGGUUAAUGGUAAUGAAUUAUCAGGCGUUAGUGGUGUUGCAUUGACUGCUGGACUAUCACCUCUCGCUGAUGCUACUGAUCCCACAGCACCGAGUGGAUCUAACACUACCUGGACUAUUACUGAGGUCAAUAAUCGCCCUUUGAAUAUGUUUGACAGCUGUGCUAGUGAUCGGCUGAAAGCUAUCGGGCGAGAUAUUUCUAUUGUUGUACAACCCACUGAUCUUAUUGCAUCAUUACGCAAUAAAUUACGUGCAAUGCGUAGCUAUAAGAAUUUUAUUUUACAGUGA